Micromonas pusilla CCMP1545 is the source of this 846-nucleotide messenger RNA. RefSeq lists its product as uncharacterized. Lineage: Eukaryota; Viridiplantae; Chlorophyta; Mamiellophyceae; Mamiellales; Mamiellaceae. The transcript has 2 exons. The record is from RefSeq and is a predicted model, not a curated record. The coding region runs from base 1 to 846 and encodes 281 amino acids.
AUGCGAACCAUCACCGCCGCGCCCGCGCGCGUCCACGCCGCUCCUCUCAACGUCGCUCGCCGCGUCGUCUCCAAGCCGGGCCCGCGUCGCGCGUCCGCGCCGUCCACGAGAUCGUCCGACAGGAAGAGCGCUCGAACGUGCGCGACCGAGAUGACGUCGACGUCGACGACCGCCGGAAACGACGCGGUUCUCGUCGCGGAGGAUCUCGAUCUCGACGCGCCCAACCCUAGCGCCAUCUACGACGUCGUGGACGAGGACGAGAUGCUCUACGGCGCGUCGAACACCUUCCCGAUCAAGCCCGACGAGCUCGUCGCGAAGUGCAAGUCGGCGCUCCGCGCCGGCUUCGCCAACAUCGGCGACGAGCUCGCGGAAGACUUCGAGUUCAUCGGGCCCGUCGUCGGACCGCUGCCGCGGGACGCGUUCGUGAACGCGGUCGGCGGUUUCGAUCUCACCACCGGGUUCCCGGACAUGAAGUCCAACUACCACCACUUCAGGGUGGAUCCGUUCGAGACGAACAGGGUGUGGUUCCAGAACAGGACGACCGGGACGCACGCGGGAAAGCUCGCCGGUCGGUUCGAAGCCACGGGGACGAAGGUCGAGUGCCCGCCGCAGGCGCUCUCGAUGACCUUCAACGAGAGCGGGAAGAUCACGAAGAUCACCGUCGGCGUCGUGAUGGAUCGCACGAUCGGGAACACGGGCGGGUUGGGCGGCGUCUUCGGUUUGUUCAACGCCAUCGGGUCGCCGCUGCCCUUUCCGGAAGGUCGCCCGUGGAAGAUGUCUAAGCGGUACAAGUUUUUCCAGUGGCUCGGUCGUCUCUCGGCCAAGCGAGCGGACCCCAAAAAGUGA